AUGGACUCUCGGAUUCUGUCUCAGCUGGUGACUAGAUCACUUCCUGACCUCCCAAACGAGCUUCUUUUAAUCAUCGCCGACAUCCUUGGCCAUGAUUUCUCGACACUUGCGUCCUUGGCCGCUACUUGCCGUAAGCUGAAGCCCUUCUUCAGCCGAAUGCUGUAUAGGUUGGAUGCGAGAUCCGGCAACCCGACAGCCCUAGCCUGGGGGGCUUUGACCGGAAACAUCAGGUGCAUGAAAAGCGCAAUGGAACAGGGAACAAACGUAGGCCAAAUGUCUCGUUUCAGCUUCCACACUGGCAAACCCAAGAGUCAUUUUGAGCGGGAGUUAGAUUCCCAUAGCUGCAGAUUGCACCCGUGUGACCCGCCAACGUUCACGCGCCAUGCUGAGAUACCCGGAAGCAUGGAGAAGAUCUUGUGGGGUACGGCCCUCCAUUUCGCUGCCGUUGCAAACCAAGUGGCCGCAGCUGAGUUGUUGAUAAAGACUGGGGCGGGCUUUCGCGAACGGUCAUUUGGGCUUUGUUCAAUGUCCGAUCAUGGUGAAGCCUGUGCGCAUUCGUUGGAAUCCUGUCCCAAAGAAUUCUUCCCAAUGCACACGGCUGUAUGUUACGGAAACAAGGACAUGAUCGAAUUGUUCCUAAGUCGUGGCGCUUAUGCCUUUUACAUCGCAGAUAGCCCGGAAGAUGCCUCGGACGACCCAGAUGACGGACUGCCCGAAGAUGGCGAAGAGUUGAAAUCACUCCAAGGCGUGGAGGAGGAAGAGCCUCCUGGGAACCCCGAAUGGGUUCAGCCAGGCCCUGACAAACCAGAUGACGAUUCUGGUACUCCACACGCAACGGCAUUGCAUAUUGCUGCUAGUUUGGGCCGUGGCGAUCUGGUGGAAUUUUUUGCAGGGAAAAGCGGGAUUUUAAUGAAUGCGACUGACUGCGACGGCCACACCCCGCUCCACUACGCCGCCCACGCUAUGCUCAAGCAUUCUCGGGCAGUUAUUCGUAAGUUGGUGCAGAUGGGCGCAAGACUAGAUGCUCGAUACGAUAUCGAGUUUGAGCUUCUUAUCCGCUCCGUGGUAGGCGGUAGAUGCGCCGUAGCCGUCGAUCUUUUGCAUCUUCGUGCGUAUACACACCUCACCGCGGAGCAGCUCGGCUACCUUCUUCAUGCUGCUCUCACUCCGGCUGCCUUUUAUAGCUUUGAGAGGGGUAUCUCGAUCGCCAACCUCUCCAGUGCAAGCUACAGCCGGCGGUCUGUAUUACUUCCCAGGAGUUACAGGGACUCCUACGAUGCGGUAUUGCCUGAUUUUACCAGCGACUGCAACAUGGAAUUACUGGAGCGACAGGAGCUUGUGCGGCUCCUUGUCAAAGAAUUUGGAGUCGAUGUCAACAGGAUACUACCUGGUAUCCCUGAGACACCCACAACACUUCUGGCUCUCUACAACGCCAGUUCAUCCGACAUGCUCCGCUGCCUUCUUGACCUUGGUGCAGACAUUACCAAAGUUAACGGCAAUGGAGACACCGCGAUUCACUGCGCUAUGAAACUCUACGCCCGCGAGUGGAAAACCCUCGAACUGACGAGAGUAUACCAUAGGUUGGAGCCUUGGAAUCAGUGGGAGGAGACUAGUGUGGACAGGAGUCCAGACAGCGUGCUACACUUUCUUCUGACAGCCUGGCCUGGCGACAAGUUUAACGCGGUGGACAAGAAUGGUAUUGAUAUCUUACAAUGCAUCUUCAACUCGAUUUCCUGGGAAGAGCGUCGCUAUAUCGAUUUUGCCAACUUCAUCAACAGAUUGCCAUUGGAUUACUACUACGACGGUAUCGUACCGGCUAGUAUACCUCAAAUCGGGGGUUUCGUUGAGAUGAACAUGCGAUUGCAGUUCGUGGAGUCCUUGUUCGGUGUUGGACAAACUGACUGGAGUCCUUGUUCGGUGUUGGACAAACUGACAAUGUCAACUUGGUAUGGGGUGAGACCCAGGGGAUAG
This is a messenger RNA of Neurospora crassa OR74A, 1971 nucleotides long. RefSeq lists its product as hypothetical. Lineage: Eukaryota; Fungi; Ascomycota; Sordariomycetes; Sordariales; Sordariaceae. The coding region runs from base 1 to 1971 and encodes 656 amino acids. The record is from RefSeq and is a predicted model, not a curated record. Gene Ontology annotation, biological process: regulation of transcription by RNA polymerase II. The transcript has a single exon. Gene Ontology annotation, molecular function: transcription factor binding.